AUGGAAAUUGCAGACAAUAUAACCGAUAAGAAUAACAGUAACAAUGGCGGAGAAACGGAGGAGAAUCCUCGGACUAAGCACAAAGGAAAGCACAAAAAGGACAAGCCAUGGGAUAACGAAAACAUCGACCAUUGGAAAGUCGAAAAAUUCGAUCCUUCUUGGAACGAAAGUGGCAUGCUCGAAGUCAGCACCUUCUCUACUCUCUUCCCCCAAUAUCGAGAAAAAUACUUGCAAGAGUGUUGGCCGAUUGUUAAAGGUGCAUUAAAAGAACAUGGCAUUGCUUGUGAAUUAAAUUUAGUUGAAGGAUCCAUGUCUGUUUCAACUACUAGGAAGACUAGGGAUCCUUAUAUCAUUAUUAAAGCAAGGGAUCUCAUUAAACUUCUGUCAAGAAGUGUCCCUGCGCCUCAGGCUAUAAAGAUCCUAAAUGAUGAGAUCCAGUGCGACAUCAUUAAGAUUGGCAACUUGGUGCGCAACAAGGAACGAUUUGUCAAAAGAAGACAGCACUUAGUCGGCCCCAAUUCAUCUACUUUGAAGGCACUGGAGAUUUUGACCAAGUGCUAUAUCCUCGUUCAGGGAAACACGAUUGCUGCCAUGGGAUCAUUUAAAGGUCUUAAACAAGUGAGGAAGGUUGUAGAAGAGUGCAUACUGAAUAAAAUGCAUCCAGUAUAUAAUAUCAAGAUCCUAAUGAUGAAGCAACAUCUCGCUGAGAAUCCAGCACUUGUAAAUGAGAAUUGGGACAGAUUUCUUCCCAAAUUUAAGAAGAAAAAUGUUAAACAGAAGAAAGUUAAGUCUAAAGAGAAGAAACCGUACACACCCUUCCCUCCACCACAACCACCUAGUAAGGUUGAUAUGCAACUGGAGAGUGGGGAAUAUUUCUUAGCUGACAAGAAGAAACAAGCAAAGAAGUGGCAAGAGAAGCAAGAUAAACAAGCUGAAAAGACAGCUGAAAACAAAAGGAAACGGGAGGAAGCAUUUGUCCCGCCUGAGGAACCUGUACGACAAGAUUCCAGAGCUACUGAUGACAAGAAUGAUGUGGCAGCCAUAGCCUCGUCUUUGAAGAAAAAGGCCAAGGAGCUCCGGAUGCAAAGAUCUGCUGAGAAGAUCGAUGCUGAAGCAUAUAUUGCAGCUUCUGAAAAGCCAUCAGCCAAAAAGAAAUCCAAGAACUCCUAA
Messenger RNA from Fraxinus pennsylvanica, 1170 nucleotides. NCBI's taxonomy places the organism in Eukaryota, Viridiplantae, Streptophyta, Magnoliopsida, Lamiales, Oleaceae. The record is from the annotation of a GenBank genome assembly.